AUGUCUCACGACUUGAAUGACAUCCUGCAACGCCUGCGCCUGACCGAGUACCUCCCGACCCUCCUUGACAACGGCUUCGACAGUUGGGAUGUCGUUUGUGACAUCACUGAAGAUGACCUGGCCCAGCUGGGCUUCAAGCUCGGCCAUCGACGCACAUUGCAGCGCGAGAUAGCUAAUUGGCGUGGUCUCACACUAGGCCAACCUCUCGAUACAAUUGACGGCAUGAGCCAAAGCUCGCGCUCCUUCAACCCGCCAGAUCUCCCCGCCAAUUCCACCACACCCCCGAAUGGAUGCGAAAGAAAAAAGAGAAAAUAUCGCCGGAAGCCCCGCCCGGACAUCAACGCCCCCAAGAAACCCAACACCGCCUAUGUCAACUUCGCCGCCGAGCUCCGCGCCGACCCUUCCGUCAACUCGCUUUCUUUUGUCGCCAUUGCCCGAGAGGUUGGUCGCCAAUGGCAAGCUCUUCCCAUGGAAAGCAGGCAUGCCUGGGAGUCCCAGGCUGCCAAAGCCAUGCAAGAAUACGAGGCCCAGAUGGACGAGUACCGGACGACGGAGAACUACCGCAGAUACCAAAACUAUCUCAAAGGGUUCCGUAAGCAGCACGAGGAAAAGGAAAGAAAAGGGUCGAACACAAACAUCGUGCCAUCCAUCGAGAAUGGCUACGACGCUUCGAGGGGUUCUACCGACACGGGCUCCGUACGCUCCCCAGACCGGAAAUCCGCAUCGAACCUGGGGCCCCAAGAACUAGAGGACUGCCACGCGGCCCUAUCAAUAGCCUUGCAAGAGCUCUCCGUCCGCCGAAGUCUGACCAUGACUGAAGAAAUUCCUAUAUUCGAUGCUCAACACCUACCUCCCGAAAUGGUUGUACGACAAGCGGCGCAUUCUGCUGUCCUCGGCACUGGUACCAUGUUGCAUCUCACCACCGAGGACCAGCUUGAAGAUGCACUAAACCAUGUUUACGGGCCGGGUCCCAUCAACCCCGUAGUUUUGGUUUUUGUGCUGGCUUGUGCAGCUGUCGGCGCCCAUUACGACGUUCAGUGCAUGUCUGACGAGAUGCGCUACGGCAUCUACGUGUCAGCCACUCUCUUGUUCAACUCGGAUGUGGCCCACUCAAAUUACCCCGAAACAAUGCGGAUCCUCUUGUUACUGGCAGUCUAUUCCCUUCUCGAGAAACAUAUGACCAUUUGUCACGUACUAGCCGCCGGUCUAUCUGUUUCUCGCUGGGUAUUUUGCCCCUCGAAUGAUGAACAAAUAAGUGCGGAUGGCCUUGAAGAAGCGAGACGAAUCUUGUGCACCUUGAUUUUCAUGGAUUGUUGGCUGUCUACCACGUUGGGUUAUCGCUCUGACACGAGGCCAAUCGAUAUCAAGAACACCUGGUCUCCUUUGCCCGAUUGCCCCAUCACCGACUCUAUUCGAUUCCAAGCGAGCAGAAUCGGUCUUGUUAUGCGCGAGAUUGCCGAACAGACGAUGCACAGCGGCGUAUCUUCCGUCAAGGUUGAACGAAUCGAGGCACUCACCGAAAUGCUUGACGUAUGGUACCGAGAGUUGCCGCCGAUAAUGCAUCUUGCAGCUCUCACCAGCGAAGAGCAGUCGUCCAUCCUCACGUUCUAUCAGCGAAGAGCGAUUAUGAUGGUCCAUAUGUUCUACCUCGGCGCCGUCAUCACGCUUUAUCGGCAGUUGAUGCUCACUUCUUCGCAGAACCGCAUACAAAGCACCUGGCACCUUGAAAUGUCGUAUUCGCAAACUCAGCACUACCGCCAGAAAUGCUCUGUAGCGGCGCAGCAAAUGGUACGCAUGAUGGCGCUAAUUAGCUUUAACAACAACGGUAAUAUGACGAAGCGGUGCUGGUUGAUGAUAUAUUGGGCCUUUCACACCUGCGUUGUCGUCCUCCUCAGCAUCUCUCAGCAGCUGCUUGACCAGGAUCUCAGCACCGUCAUCGAGGACCUGUCGCAUGCGAAGACGUGCAUGGACAUACUGUCGAUAUGCGCGGACGCCGAACCUGUCUCCGCGAACCACCUCGAGCUCAUCAAGCCCUUCUACGACUCCCUUUGCCAGCACCAACAAGCAAUCGCCGCCAAAAUCCACUCCAGCAACAACGACAGCAACAACGACAACAACACCACCACCACCACCACCACCACCACAAACAACUCCGCCAACACCGACAAUGCGCCCCACGACUCCUCUCAAUCCCCCGUAGAUGGCCGCCUCCCGAACCUCUCCUUCCCCGCCGCCGCAGACGGCAAACCAAGCGACGGCUACCACCAUGCCGACCACAUGACCGGCCUUUUCCCACCCCUGCCCCAGCUCGCUGGCUACCAAAAUCCCAACUCCGACGGUGUACAGAACCAGCAACAACAGCAGCAGCCGCUGGGCUGGGACACGGAGCUGGUGACGACGGUGCGCAAGCUGUCAGACUUGCUGAACGAGCCAUACGGGUGGGGACGGCAGGCCAAGCUGGACGGGGCGCGGCGGUCGGGAGACGCAGCGGGUACAUUUUCGGUGCUGUGGUGGGACUGA
Aplosporella prunicola CBS 121167 is the source of this 2520-nucleotide messenger RNA. RefSeq lists its product as uncharacterized. Gene Ontology annotation, molecular function: protein binding. Gene Ontology annotation, cellular component: nucleus. The transcript has 5 exons. The record is from RefSeq and is a predicted model, not a curated record. Gene Ontology annotation, biological process: regulation of gene expression. Lineage: Eukaryota; Fungi; Ascomycota; Dothideomycetes; Botryosphaeriales; Aplosporellaceae. Bases 1 to 2520 code for a protein of 839 amino acids.